Paramisgurnus dabryanus is the source of this 1636-nucleotide messenger RNA. NCBI's taxonomy places the organism in Eukaryota, Metazoa, Chordata, Actinopteri, Cypriniformes, Cobitidae. The record is from RefSeq and is a predicted model, not a curated record.
GUUUAACUAUGGUUAUUGAAAACAAUGGCUUACAAAACCAUGGUUAUUUUGUGGUAACCAUGAUUUUACUACAGUAACCAUGUAACAAUUUUUGUUUUAACCCUGCUGAAAAAUCCAGCUAAGACCAGCAUAAGCUGAUAGCUGGUUUAAGGUGCCAAGAACUGGUUUAACCUGGUCCUCCCAGCCCGACAAGCUAAGUCCAGCUUAAAAGUGACCAAACACAGCUAGACCAGCUUGCUACACCAGCAAAAGCCAAGCAGGGAGACCAGCUAAAACCACUUUACCGGCUUAUGCUGGUCUUAGCUGGAUUUUUCAGUGGUUAAUUUUCAUAAUACAUCAAUGGAGUGUAUUACAAAAACUUUUUAUUUUGAAAAAGCUCAACCAAACAGCAUUUAUUAGUCAUUUAUCAAUGCAAAAAGUUGUUUCUGAUAAGCUACAGAGAAAAAAAUGAUAUAAUGAAAAAAUAUACAUUGAAUAUUAACUGUAGAGUAAUAGUCUUAAAUAUAAAAAACAAAUAUUAAAACAUAUUUUUAGUGUAACUAAGUUUAAAAUAUAAGGUGUUUAUUUUCAAGUAAAAAUAUAAAACAACAACAACAGAACAUCUUUACAUACAUAAGUAUAAAAUGUAAACAACAAAACAUAACGUAAUUAAUGCAAAGCAGAUUAAACUAAGUUAUAAAUCGUAAUUAUUUUUAAUGUGGUGUGGAUAUUUAUCGUUACUUAUUUACACUCAUUGUUUUGCUUAUAUUUUCUUUAAUAAUAAUCUUGGAAAAAAAUGUAUCGUUACUUAUUACGUCAGCAGAAAGUGACACGCCCACCACCUCACGUAAGUUCUGGAGUUGUCUGUUACCAACUGAACUGGUCGCGUGGCUGCAAAAAGUUUAAAUCAAGAUGGCAGAUGUCGUUCACAUGAUUGACACCGAGGUCUUCCUGGCCUUCUCUACUUAUGCAACCAUAGUCAUCCUCAAAAUGAUGCUGAUGAGCCCCAUAACGUCUUACUUUCGCUUAACAAAAAAGGUCUUUGCAAACUUGGAGGACACCGGCUUGGUCAAAAUCACAGAAGACAGGAAGAAGUUUGUCAGGGUGGAUCCAGAUGUGGAACGAGUGCGACGAUGUCAUCAAAACGACCUGGAGAACAUCGUUCCCUUCGUGGUAAUCGGUCUUCUGUAUGCUCUCACGGGUCCGGAUCUCUCCUCGGCUCUGUUGCACUUUAGGGUGUUUGUGGGUUCACGGUUUAUCCACACGGUGGCUUACCUGAUGUCUCUUCCCCAGCCCAGUAGAGCUCUGGCGUGGAUUGUGGGAUUGUUCACAACCUUCUCCAUGGCCCACAGGGUCCUCACUACUGCACUUUUCCUUUGAUAGCUAGCAAUCGGAAACGUUUAGGGCAGUACACGACUUGAAUGGCAUGCGUGUGUGUUUUAGGAAGCCAAUUACAAUGCUGCAUGUGUGUCAUUUGUUAAGUUUUUUUUAGGCCUUUAGGAAACUCUUUGGUUCUACUUCAAAUGUUUACUUAGGAAAAUAAUGGUUGUGAUGUGACCUUCUGUUAUGCUGAGGUGAUUACAAAUUGACAUCAUAUCUUGUGAAGAAGUUUUUAAGAUUAAAUAAAGUUUAAACAGUUCUGACAGCUGAUUGUAAA